AUGUCGCAGCCGCCCCCGGGGCGGGGCCGCGCGCGCGCGCCCUCCCCCUCCUCCCUGCACUACCGGCCCCCCUCCCCCUGGGCGCCGAGCCCGCCCCCGCUGAUCUCAGGGCCGCGCCACUCCACCGCGCUCGUCUCACCGCCGCCAGUGCAGCCUUCGCCGAAACCCUUCAGGCCGCUCCAGUCGCCCCACUCCUUCCGGGCGCACUCCCCCUCGCCUAGCUCCCACUUCUCCAUCUCCCCCUACCCGAUGUCCCCCACGCUGGGCCACAGCCCCGAGUACUACUAUUCCUCGCCGUACGAGCCGAUCCGCGAGUACGACUACGCGGGCGCCCCCCUCGAACCCCCGCCGCCCCCCCGGCCGAUGAUAUACGAGGAGGAGGAGGAGCGAGGGCCCUCGACCGCGGAGAUCAUCGCCAACCAGUCGCAGGAGGGCUACGUGGACGAGAAACUAGCUGAGUACCAGGCGACGAUUCAACUGCUACAAGACGCCGUAGCUUUC
This is a messenger RNA of Iphiclides podalirius (scarce swallowtail), 501 nucleotides long. NCBI's taxonomy places the organism in Eukaryota, Metazoa, Arthropoda, Insecta, Lepidoptera, Papilionidae. The record is from the annotation of a GenBank genome assembly.